Lathyrus oleraceus (garden pea) is the source of this 1417-nucleotide messenger RNA. Its product is annotated as probable cysteine protease RD19B. Gene Ontology annotation, biological process: proteolysis. NCBI's taxonomy places the organism in Eukaryota, Viridiplantae, Streptophyta, Magnoliopsida, Fabales, Fabaceae. Gene Ontology annotation, molecular function: cysteine-type peptidase activity. The transcript has 3 exons. The record is from RefSeq and is a predicted model, not a curated record. The coding region runs from base 131 to 1237 and encodes 368 amino acids.
AAAUUACGGAGAAUAUUUGAUUUUCAAAAUUAAAAUUCCUUUCUUUUCGUAACUGCAAAGUUUAUAAAUUGUAGACUCACGCCACUCCCUUCUCUUCAUUCCUCAUUCCUCAUUCCUCAUUCCUCAAGUCAUGGAUCAUCGAACCUUCAUUCUCUUGUUUAUUGUUUUCCUCUUCUCCGUCACGGCGUUCUCAUCCGAGACACCGAAUGACGGCGAAGAUCCAAUAAUCCGGCAGGUGGUCGAUGGCGGAGGAGUGCGGUUGGGAGCAGAGUAUCACUUUAAUCAAUUCAAACAUAGGUUCGGGAAGGUCUAUUCUUCCAAGGAUGAGCAUGAUUACAGAUUCAAUUUGUUUAAGACUAACCUGCACCGCGCUAAGAGACAUCAGAUAAUGGAUCCUUCGGCGGUUCACGGUGUUACGCGUUUCUCGGAUCUGACUCCGCGGGAGUUCCGGCAUUCCGUUUUGGGAUUGAGAGGGUUAAGUUUGCCGUCUGAUGCAACACCAGCUCCUAUUCUUCCUACUGAUAAUCUUCCUGCUGAUUUUGAUUGGAGAGAGAAAGGAGCAGUUACCGCCGUUAAGAAUCAGGGUUCUUGUGGAUCGUGUUGGAGUUUCAGCACCACUGGUGCUCUUGAAGGUGCUCAUUACCUCGCUACUGGAGAACUUGUCAGUCUUAGUGAGCAACAACUCGUUGAUUGUGAUCAUGAGUGUGAUCCUGAGGAGGCGGGUUCUUGCGACUCCGGUUGCAAUGGUGGAUUGAUGAAUAGUGCUUUUGAGUACAUUCUAAAAUCUGGUGGAGUCAUGCGAGAGAAAGACUAUCCAUAUUCUGGAACUGAUAAAGGUGUCUGCAAAUUCGACAAGACGAAGAUUGCUGCAUCAGUGGCGAAUUUCAGUGUUGUUUCGCUUAAUGAAGACCAGAUUGCUGCCAAUCUUGUGAAAAAUGGCCCUCUUGCAGUUGCUAUAAAUGCGGUAUUUAUGCAGACAUAUAUUGGAGGAGUAUCAUGUCCAUAUGUAUGUUCAAGGAGGCUUGAUCAUGGAGUGUUACUGGUUGGAUAUGGUUCUGGAGCGUAUGCGCCGAUUAGGAUGAAAGAGAAGCCAUAUUGGAUCAUUAAAAACUCAUGGGGAGAGAAUUGGGGAGAAAAUGGAUACUACAAGAUUUGCCAGGGAAAAAAUAUUUGUGGAGUGGACUCCAUGGUUUCUACUGUGGCUGCUGUUCAUACUACUGCUACUACUACUCAGUAGUUUGAUUUUACCUAUUGUCUGUAUAAAACAUUUUGUUACUUUUUUAUGUAUUGGGUAAAAACAUGAAUACCUCAUAGUCUUGUUUUAAACCGUGCUUGGAGCUUGUUAGCUACACAAUUUGUAAACAACCGUUUCUGAACCUUAUUAUUUAUGAAAAGAAUUGCUCUUCUCACCCAAAAA